Messenger RNA from Prunus mume (Japanese apricot), 2051 nucleotides. It is a transcript of the gene HDA15, whose product is annotated as histone deacetylase 15. NCBI's taxonomy places the organism in Eukaryota, Viridiplantae, Streptophyta, Magnoliopsida, Rosales, Rosaceae. The record is from RefSeq and is a predicted model, not a curated record. Gene Ontology annotation, cellular component: histone deacetylase complex; cytoplasm. Gene Ontology annotation, molecular function: histone deacetylase activity. Gene Ontology annotation, biological process: epigenetic regulation of gene expression.
AAAACAGUCAAUAUGAUAGUUCAUAGGUCGCAGCCUUCUGGGCUUCUGCUUUCCCUUUGAAAUUUGCAGUGGUUUUGCAUCUACAGCAGAUUCCGGCACGUGUGUCCUAUCCCAGGAAUGAUUCUUGCUGAAAACCCCCAUGUAAGCUCUGAACACAGCUUAGCAUCAGAAACACUUCAAAUGAGUCGUUUAACAAAUGGGGAGGCCGAGAUAGGUCUUCACAAACCGAACAAUCAAGUUCAAUGUCAAGGCUCUAAUGGGCGAUAUGGAAACUUGGGGUUUGAUGGAACGAAUGGUAGACCUUGCCGUGAUGAAAAUUUUGGGAAAGAAGAUAUAGGAGCAUCCAGCAGAGACGCAUCAACUGAUGUUUUAAGUAAAAAGGCAACACAGCAAAAAGAAAUGACAUUAGAAGAUAUGUACAACCAAGACCUCAAUGACGACGAUGAUGAUAGUGAUUGGGAGCCCUUCCCACAACAUGUAGAAAUUGUGAAGUGGUUCUGCACUAACUGUACAAUGGUCAACCUUGAUGAUGUUGCCCAUUGUGAUAUAUGCGGGGAACAUAGAGAAUCUGGUAUCUUGAGGCAUGGGUUUUUUGCAUCAUCCUUGUUACAAGAUUCAGGCCUUACUGAGAUUGGGGCCGACACAAGGGAAAGACACAGAGGCUCUCAAGAUUCAGCAUCAAAUAGUUCCACUGCUGUAGGUUUUGACGAGAGAAUGUUGCUACAUUCAGAAGUUCAAAUGAAGUCACAUCCACACCCAGAAAGACCAGAUCGUAUUCGAGUGAUUGCUGCUAGCCUUGCUACAGCUGGUAUAUUUCCAGGAAGAUGCUAUCCAAUUUCUGCUAGAGAGAUUACUCGUGAAGAACUUCAGAUGGUUCAUUCUUUGGAGCAUAUUGAAGCAGUUGACCAUACAAGCCAUAUGUUUUCUAGUUAUUUCACUCCUGACACAUAUGCCAAUGAACAUUCAGCACAUGCUGCUAGGCUUGCGGCAGGUUUGUGUGCUGAUCUUACUAAAGAAAUUGUUUCUGGACGUGCCAAAAAUGGUUUUGCCCUGGUCCGUCCUCCUGGUCAUCAUGCUGGUGUGAGACAGGCUAUGGGGUUUUGCCUCCACAAUAAUGCAGCAGUUGCUGCAUUAGCAGCUCAAGCUUCUGGGGCUAAGAAAGUGCUAAUUGUUGAUUGGGAUGUUCAUCAUGGGAAUGGCACACAAGAAAUAUUUGACCAGAACAAAUCGGUCUUGUACAUGUCCUUACAUAGACAUGAAGGGGGGAAGUUCUAUCCUGGUACUGGAGCUGCUGAUGAGGUUGGUACCAUGGGGGCUGAAGGAUACUGUGUGAAUGUUCCAUGGAGUCGUGGUGGAGUUGGAGACAAUGAUUAUAUUUUUGCAUUUCAGCAUGUUGUGCUUCCUAUAGCUUCUGAAUUUGCUCCAGAUUUCACCAUUAUAUCAGCAGGAUUUGAUGCAGCAAGAGGUGAUCCACUAGGAUGCUGUGAUGUUACUCCUGCAGGCUAUGCAAAGAUGACACACAUGCUGACUGACUUGUCUGGAGGAAAGUUGCUUGUUAUUCUCGAGGGCGGUUACAAUCUUCGUUCAAUAUCCUCUUCCGCUACUGCAGUAAUUAAGGUAUUGCUGGGUGAAAGUCCAGGAUGCGAAUUGGACAACACUUUACCUUCCAGAUCCGGCCUGCAAACUGUUCUGGAGGUCCUUCAAAUUCAAAAUAAAUACUGGCCUGCUUUGGGAUCCAGCCUAACAAAAUUUCAGUCACAAUGUAGCAUGUACACUAUUCAAAACAAAAAAAAACAAAUUAAAAAGAGACGGCGGGCUGUGGCACCAAUAUGGUGGAAAGGGGGAAGGAAAACUCUAUUGUAUCAUCUUUUAAAUGGGCAUUUCCAUCUGAAACGAAGGUGUCUGUGAUUGUACACAGCUAGCUUCGGGAUCGAGACGGUGUAGUUUUGGUCCAUUUUUUUGCACAAGUAGCUUCGGGAUGAUGUCAUUUUUCUUUAUCCAUGAUGUUUUAAUAAUAUAUUAUGAGAAUUUAUAAAUUUAAUUUCAGAACA